AAGGGCUUUUAUAUUUACAAUAACUUCCUCCUUGAGAAAUUAGCAUUUAAAACCUCACCCUUCCACAAGCACGUCUUAGUAUUAUUUAGAAUCAGAGAAGAGUUAGGGGAACAUCUGCAUCCACAAUGAGGAGCCCGCUGGUCUUCCUUCUUUUCCUUGUAAUCGGUGGCAUUUUUGCUUUUGAGACAUGUCCAAGUGACAGUUGUGAGGAUUCAUGCAAGAAUCGCUGUGGUCACAAACCGGACAAGUCUUAUAGCUGCCAGUGCAAUGAACACUGUGAGAGAUUCCAUGACUGCUGCAAAGACUACCAUCUGUGUUUGUAUGUGGACCCUUCUUUAAAUGAAGUCACCCAUCCCUUUGAUGAAUCAGAUAAUGAUAACGAUAAUGAUAAUGACUCUAAUGAAGUAAUCCGCCCUGCUGACAAAAAAGAAAAUACCUGCCAGGGAAGGUGUGGGGAGAAGUUUAACAAAAAAGACUCCUGCCAUUGCAACAAGAAAUGUGAUAAAUUCAAUAACUGCUGCUCAGACUAUAAUAAAUUGUGUGGCGGUGGCAAGAGCGAUACUGUUAGUGACAGUGAUAGCAGCGGCAGUGGCCAUGAGAAGAACAAAGGAACAGAUAUUAGCAACCAGGAGAUAAAGGAAAUCUCAGAGCUGAUGUAUAAAUUGGAUGUCAACAAGGCAGCGAAAUCUGACAUCAUUUUAAACAAACAGAGCAUGGCAGAACACACAAGAAACCAAGAUGAUCUAAGCGAACAGCCAUUAUACCAGUAUGUGAACGAAGAUAUAUUUCAACGUCCAACCUAUAGCAAAUUUAUCAAACUCACAAACAAUUACAUUAGAAAGACCGGUACAGCUGAGACCUAUACAGCAGAAGAAUUAAAGGAGCAUCAAGAUUUCUUAGAGGAGAUCAUGAAGACCAAGCUAAUGAAAGAACUUUACAAUUUUUUCCACAAAAAGGGUCUAUACAAAACAGAGAAGGAAUUUGUCGAUGACUUAGAGAAGAUGUGGUUUGGACUUUACUGCCGCUCAUCAGGAGAAGCAGACUCCAGUGGGUUUGAACAUGUCUUCAUGGGUGAAGUAAAGAAAGGCAAAGUCUCUGGAUUCCACAGUUGGAUACGUUUCUACUUGCUUGAAAAAGAAGGUAUCAUGGACUAUUACAGCUAUAACUAUGAUGGACCGUGGUCAGAUUACCCUGAUCUGCUGGGCCAGCAGUUUCACUGGGAUGGUUUCUAUAAAGAAGUCGGCAGUCAGUUCAUUGGCUCAAGCCCUGAAUUUGAUUUAGGUCUUUACACUCUUUGCUUUAUAUCUCGACCAGGCAAGAAGUGUAAAAUCAGUUUAGGAGGACAUGAACUCGGCAUUCAAACCUACGAAUGGACUAAAACCACUUAUGGAAAUGGAAAAAAGUACAUUGGCACAGCUUACCCUGUGGUUUAAGUUACAUGAUGACAAAGCAGUGAAAUGUCAUAAAUAUGUCAGAAAACCUGGAUGGUACACAGUAGUGUACAUUUAACCAGCAGAAGGGCCUGGGAGUUCCAAUUUAUUUGUAUCAAUUAAUGUGAAUAAUAGUUGAUGUGGAGUUAAUGAAUUUGAAACAUAACCCUGAACCUUAUUUUGUGUGCUUCACAAAUCGUAUGUAACAAGGUCUUCAAGCACCAUUUACAUUACGAGCGGAUCCAUUAUGUUCUCCUUUAUGGUUUUCUUAUGUUGGUUGGAUGGUCUGUUUUUAAAUGAUAACAUUUUGUAUGUAAUGCACUUUGGACAAAAUAAUAAUAAAGACUAUCUGUCUGAGCCUU
This is a messenger RNA of Spea bombifrons (plains spadefoot toad), 1792 nucleotides long. It is a transcript of the gene ENDOU, whose product is annotated as endonuclease, poly(U) specific. The transcript is spliced from 11 exons. NCBI's taxonomy places the organism in Eukaryota, Metazoa, Chordata, Amphibia, Anura, Pelobatidae. Gene Ontology annotation, biological process: immune response. The record is from RefSeq and is a predicted model, not a curated record. The coding region runs from base 126 to 1433 and encodes 435 amino acids. Gene Ontology annotation, molecular function: RNA endonuclease activity; scavenger receptor activity; polysaccharide binding.